GUUUUCCCUUGGAUUUUAAACGGGGACGCUACAGAGGAAAAAUAUUAGAGAUUUAAGUUUUAUAAGUGUUGAGUAUUUCCAUCGGAUUUUUUAAGUUUUGGGUUCCUGUCCUGAUUUGGGCUUCUAAGAUCUGUUUCAGUGCUUUGACAUCGUUUUCAUAUGUUUACAAUCAUUUUGGAGCGCCAGUGAUUAAAAAUAAAUAAAUUUGCGAACAUUUAUAUUUCAGUAGUGAAUUAUAAAGGCAUGCAGAUAUUCAAUUUUUAUUCGUAUUUUAAUGUUGACCAAGAAGUUUGUUCCAUCGUCACUUAUGAAUAAACCACACUAAAAGCGAAGUGACGCGCAGGUGAAACCGCUGGUCGAACUACGCGUUAACACCGAGCGACGCGUACCACUUUUUCUCGUUAAGUCUCGUUUAGUAUGCCGAAACUAUUCAUUUUAAGAAGUUUGGGGUUUGCUAUCAAGCUCAGUUCCCAUUUGAGAAUCUUUUUGGAUUGAAAGAAUCUCUCAGAUUAAAGUAAAUAGUGGGUAGUGAGGCUGCGCGGAAAGAGUUCGAGCGAACAGUUCGCGCGCGGCAUGUCCGCACUGGCAGAGGAAGAUCAGCUGUUUGAGGGUUGUGUGCAGGAGGAAGUGAUGCAGGAAAAUGCCCACAAUGUAGCUCCACUCAAUGACUAAAAGGGGGAAGCACAAAGAAAUUGGCUGCUUAAGCUCGAGAUGGUCUUUUAAUUUUCACCGCAGAUCCAAUACAGUUUAGGGUGAUCCGGAAAAGCACGCCUCCGUGACGAUAUUUCUUUCUUCCUUUUUUCAAAAGUGAAGUAAUAAUCGACAUUGAUGUUGAAGUUUUUGCCAGCUACCUGCUAACUAGUUAGCUAGCAAUCUGAGUUAACGCGACGAGUUUGCCUCAGUUCGCUCCUUGUCGUAUACGCUACCUUAGCCAACUUAAUAACUACUUAGUUUUUCCAUCGGCACACCUGAAGUGAUGUACACCCAGGCUAACACACAAGAAAUCCCCCCUAAGGUAAGCCUCUUUACAAACACAAUAAUGGUUGUCGAUGUUUAAAUCGAAAGACCUAGCUUAGCCGAGAGCUAACUUUUAGUUAACCGAGCUGAUGCUAGCUAGCUAUGGCGACGUCGUCGGAGGCAAGCAGUUGUAAAGUCUUUUAAUGUCUGGGGUUUUAUAACAGAUUCGUACUAAGUAAUGUCAUAUGUUUAAAAAAACAUGUCGAUAUUAGAAUGUAAACCGCCAACAGAAUCGAAGUGACAUUACAUUUUGGGUGUUUUUGCAUGUGCUGUUAAGCUCACUUGAUCCUGUUUGUGCUCGCUGCCACCCAAUAUAACUCAGUCGAAAAUAAUAUAAAUACCCGCUGAUUACAGUGAAAAUCACCCAUCUAACUUUCACAACUUUCAUAAUCCACUGCAGUGUAGUUAAGUUAACGCUUUUGUGUUUUAGAUCAACUUUUAAGACUUUGAGUUUAGCUCAGUCUAACAGUAUGUGCUUGGCUCACCUAACAUGUGAGCAUGUUAGUGAUGAUAAUUGUAUAUUCGGAUUAAUAAGUAGGCCAUCAGAUGUCCAACAGAUGUUUUCCAGGUGAAGUUUGUCAGAGUGAGACAGUGAGACAUUUGCCCCAACAUGUCCCUGAGCAAUCAGCACAGUAGGUUUGCUCCAAUGCUGUUUACUUCAUCCGUGUUGGAAUAAGAGUCCUGACUUGACAAGGAUAAGGAUCAAAACAAAGCUGGGUUCAGAAGUUAGUAGUAGAAGUUGAACAUUUGGGUUGUAAGUAAGAACAAAGCCUGUCUAUGCCCUGUGAGAGGCCUGUCACUGGACACCUCACCUGCUCAACCCUAACACAAGAGCUUAAGUCCACAGUGCAUAAUACAUUUUUAAUCCCAAACCUUUAAAUUGUCACAUUUAUACUCGAAAUGGCUGAAAUGGUUAUAUUUUUGGUGAGAAGACAAACAGUUUUGUUGUGCUCAAACUACAUAUGCUGACAAAAAUAGUCCUGUAGGUUUGGGGAUGAUGAGCUAUCACUUUCUGCUUAUGAUGACAAGAUAAUGUGUCUUUUCAGCGCUGUGGAUGUGAAGGUCACAGAGAUGGAGCUGAAUAGAAAGACACUCUGAUCCAUGGCCAAUGCCAUCUGAGGGACUCUGUGUAAGUAAUAUCCCAACCAGCUGCUUCAUUAGUGAUCAAACUGUUGAUCAGUGUUUACCUUCACCUUUUGAGAUAUGUUAGCGAUAUUACAGCAAUACAUCCAUUAGUGUUAUUCACAGUACACCAUUUAUUAAACCCACUUCUGGAGAAAAUGGGCAAGUUAGCUAGCUAACUAGCUAGUUUAUGCUUAAACAUGUUAUAAUAAUUCGAUGACCUUAAACAUUUGUUUUUAUGCAAUUUUGCCUGUCCAGAUUUUUUAUUUACUCAGUUAAAAUAAUAUGUAUGAAUUUUGACCAUUACAUUAAGUUUAACAUCUAUUUUAUCACCAAAAAGCCUCAGAAAACACCUUAAAUGUAAUAUCAAAUAUUAGUGCCUAACCCUAACCCUAACUGAUCCAGGUUUAUAUGUAAUGAUAGCAAACCAAAGCACUGCACUGCUAGUCAAGAUGUUCAAUUGCUAAAGCUGUCAAAACGUUAUCCAACAGUCCUUGCCACACAACAAUAACAGUAAUCAUAUCAUAUCUAUAAACACUAAGUGAUAAAAAUAUUAAAGUAGUACAGGCUUUAGUCUACCUAAGUCUAUGAAUCCUUGAACGGUUAACAAUAGAUCAAGUAGACAUUUCAUCUGAGUUUUCCUGAGCCUGGGAAUGGUGUCUGCUUUACAUUGACUUCCCACUCACAAACAUGUCUGUUCACACAUUAGAAUUGCCAAGCAAUCUCACUUAAAGAUUUUUCUGUUUUUCUUUGAACUCAUAGUAACUUUGUAACUUUACACCCCAUCACCAGUAACUGUGUAUUUUUGUUUGUUAACCUCACUACUAGGACGUGGCUCUUAAACAUAUGGAAGAGGAUGUGAAAUCUCUCUGCUAAAUUAGGAUUUUGUUGCACUAUAUUCUCUCAUAAGCAAAGUAGUAAGAAACUGCUGUGAAAAGUAUAAAUGUUUGUGUAUUGAUCAUUGGUCAGGUAAGAUUUAAAACUCUAAGGUUUAUUAUGAAACAAAAGUAUAGUUCAGUUUGUCAUUUAAUUGCAUUAAAGAAAACCUGAAAAGGGCCUGUCAAGAUGUCUCAUGGCCCUGUAACCCACUAGAAUUUCAUCAGCAUCUUUGGCAUUAAUAUUUGUCUCUUAUUCAUUAUGUAGUGGUUUCUAUGGUUAUCUGCAUUGCAUGGAGAAAAUUGUUUUUUUUAAUGCUUUUUCUUCUCAGACUAAAGUCUGGCUGUGUAAGACCUGAAUCGUGGCAGAUUUGGUACAGGUAGUGUAAUUUCUUGACCGCCAGUUUAUAAAAAGCAUUUUCUUCCCAGUAGGUGGGAACAUUUCAGUCUUUGUCACAGUGAGUAAGACAGCUCUGGUUUGUACCUGCAUGACAGUUCACAUUUUUCAUUGUCUGUCACUUCAGGCCUGAGGGUAUGUUGAGACGUCCUGCCAGACCAGAGCAGAGGCGUCCAGGUGGUUCCGACGGGGACUGAAGGUGAGAAGGAAAGACAGACGAGGAACCAGGGAGGAAGACAUGGGCCAGUGUGUCACCAAGUGUAAGAACCCAACGUCUUCGCUCGGCAGCAAGAGUGGAGACAAGGAGAGUGGCUCCAAGUCCCACCACAAGAAAGGAGGCAGUGCUGGCGGCGGUGGUGGGGGCCACAAAGAGGAGUCCAGCGCCCCAUGUAGCAAAGCCACCAGUGAGCUGUCAAAUGGCACCAAGGCUUUGGAGGUCACGGUGGAAACACCCGUCAUCCCUGCAGUGAUGGGGGAACCUCGCAAGGAUGAGACUCUAGAUGGAGAUGGGUUGUCUUUGAUGCGUAUUGAAGAGCUGUUCUGUUGCUACAAGGAUGAAAAGGAGGAUGCCAUCUUGGAGGAAGGCAUGGAGAGCUUUUGCAACGACCUGUGUGUGGACCCAGCGGAGUUUCGUGUGCUUGUUUUGGCCUGGAAGUUUCAAGCAGCUACCAUGUGCAAGUUUACAAGGUGAGGUGGAGUUUUGGGGUGGAGAAAGGGGUGUGUUUUUGUCUGUGGUAUUUGUUGAUCAGGAUGAACUUGCAUAACAACUGCAUCACAGUCAUUGGCUGUAGGUGGAGCCAGAUGGAGUAAGAUAUUACAAUCCAGAUGUUCCAGUGAUCAAGAAACUACUUUAUUCAUUUUGCAGAUUUAAAGCCAACAAGUUAAUCAUUUUAAUAUAUUUGAACAAUUGGAGAGAGAUUUAAUUAACAUUUACAAAACCUUUCACACUGCUGUAAUCUUUAAAUCGUCUUUUUUUAAUGUAAUAUUAUCAUCUGAGUUAUUAAAACAAAUCAAUGCGUUUCUGGAACGCAUACAGACAGUUUUAUUCAUGCUUGAUCUGACCUUUUACAGAAUCUUUUUAUCCUCCAAUGUCAGACUUUGUGUCUCUUUUUAAUGGCCUUGUAAGCUGCACCACACCUCUGCACUGUUUUCCUUGUCUUAAAAGCUUAUACCAGGCUUUAAGAGACAAUCCAAAUUCUUGAAAUACUAACUCCAAACUGGAACUAUUUAACAAUAUAUUAUGCAAGUACUGCAUAAAAUAUAACACAUUCCCGAAGCAAAUUGGCUUAACUUUGUUUAAUGCUGGCGAUGGACCAGUAAUUGAAACCGCCUACAUGUUAUUAGUAAAAUGUCACUCACAUUUUCUUGCUGUAUCUUCACUCAAAUCCUCUUAUGAAGGCACCAAUGAAACAUCAUAGCAACCCUAUGAAUUUGGUUCAAACGACCCAAGCUUCUACAGAUACAAAGGAACAAAAUUCGAGUAAAAAGUUAAGUACAACUCUAAUAAUAAUUCUGCACCCUUGCACACUAGUAAUGGAAAAACUCGGCAGCUAGAAACAAGCUGAAACUUUACAGUUACGAGCCAGGGCUAUACCUUCCUCCAUUUUUAGUCUUCAGCCUCAAACUGUGUGGUGGUCCAUCUAUCUGUUUCACUCCAAACACAGUUUUCAGCACCUCGGAUCAACACACGCACCCACACAGUUUCCCGAAUGUCAGGCAUGAGGGCACAUAGGAAAUGGAUCCUGCUGUACACUCCCACUCUGCAGCUAGUGGUGGAGAUGAAUGGGGCUGUCCGCUAGCUGGUUGCUUGUCACUGCUUCCCCUCUGAUUCUUAGCUCAGCAUUUUUCCACACAGAGGCUUUGGACAACACUGCAUUCUGGUUACUGACAUGUUUCACGUCAACUGAUCCAUGCUGUGGCUGUUUGUCUUAAGGAUUUAUACGUAAAGAACAUAAGGACUGAUGCCAGUUCUUAUAAUGAAAACAGCUCUUAAACUGAUGGGUGAUAAUUAUAAUUAAAAAUAUAUAUUUAUACACAUUAUGCCAACUUUAUCUAGGCCAUGUAUCUGUUAUCAAGACUUAUGUCAAUGUUGUUUUAGUCAUUCAGGCCUUUAUUACAUGACUUUUAAGUGAGCACAAAUUCAGUGAUACAAACCUACAAAACAACUUUGAUGUAACUUUGAUUUGUUUUAAAGAGAUUACUUCCUACUCUUUAACACACUGAGUAUUUAAAAAGCCUCUCUAGCCUGCUUCACAGACAGUAAAAGGCCAAAUUUAAAGACUCUGUUGCUUCAAUGUACUGCACAAGUUUAAAAAUAGGCAAUAAGUAAAAUGUUAAAUAUAAAUAAUGAAUAUUUAUAGAACAUAGACUGUGUAUAUAAGUUACUUGUGUCUAUUACAUCUGUAGCACUGGUAAAUAACAAGCCACUCCUGAAUCAGAGAUGUCAGUUGUGUGUUACAACAGCAUGUGACUAAAACAGCUAGGGUCUCAUACUGUAUGUAAACAUUGUGUUUGUACAAACAGGGCCUUGUCUACUCCAUCUCAAGGUUGAAUUUACUGAAGAUAUAGUGCUUCUGAUAUUCAAGUGUAGAAAGGCUCAGAUUCUGCAGCUCUGCACUUGACUCCAGUGCUGUAGUUUAAGGCCACUAAGAUGAGCUUUAAGCAUCUCCAGGUUUUUCUGCACAGAUCAGCGCUGUGCGCUCUUAUCCUGAUGGUGUCAAAUGAUGUCUACGUGUACAUGAUGAGCUGAAUGAUAAGCAAAGUCCUCACCCGUUAAUUUAGGAGCCAGAUUCAUGACAGAAGUUCCAUGGCGUCCAUACUGCAGAAGGCAGCUCAUUGGCUGUGUGUCAUGGCAUGGCUAUCAUGUAAAAUAACUUAUCCCCAGACAGUUCUAGAUAGAUUUAAUCCCUGAUAAUUAUAAAAGCAAUAAUGUCAAUAAUUAACAGGCAAUAUUAACAGACUUCAAGUACAGACAGAUUGCGUCUUGGUCAUUCUGACGUAGAUUUGUUGAACAGUUUGAGGAUUACAACACUUUUAGUACUUCAGCCCAAACACCAGCUUUCAGCAGACUCUAACUGCCAUGUAUCUCUCUGUAUCUUUUUGCACCAGUUGUAGUGAAAUAAGAGUUUUUUGCAAUGAGACUCAUCUGCAUAGAAAGAGUCAAGUUUUGCCCAAAAUGAAUGUAUUACAGUUCAUUUUAAAUGCAUGCACACAUGCUGUUUGCUCCCCAGAGCAGCCUGUGGAGUAUCUGUGCAAAUAAUCUCUCUUUAUUCUUAGUCUCAUCCUGAGUUUGCUACUCCAGUUUCGCUUAUAUGUGUUGUUUACUUUGUGCUUUUUAGGAAGGAAUUCAUCGAGGGCUGUAAGGCUAUCCAGGCAGACAGCCUUGAAGGCAUUUGCUCACGUUUCCCCUGCAUGCUGGUGGAUGCCCGAGGCGAAGAAAACUUCAAGGACCUGUACCGCUUCACCUUCCAGUUCGGCCUGGACGCUGAGGAGGGCCAACGCUCUCUGCAGCGGGAAAUCGCAAUUGCUCUGUGGCGCCUGGUUUUUACCCAGGAUACUCCUGCAAUCCUGGAGCGCUGGCUGGACUUUCUGUCAGAGAACCCCUCAGGCAUUCGGGGCAUCUCAAGGGACACAUGGAACAUGUUCCUUAACUUCACCCAGGCCAUCGGGCCUGACCUAACCAACUACAGUGAGGACGAGGCCUGGCCCAGCCUCUUCGACACUUUUGUUGAGUGGGAGCUGGAGCGCAGGAAAAAGGAGGAGGAGCAGGCAUUGAUGGCAAAGGAGGAAGAGGGGAGGUGUACUGAGACAGAGUGUUCUCCCACCACAGACAGACGUGACACAGAGGGAAGCCGCGGUUCACAGACGUGGGGGGGCCACUGACCAGGAAACCUGAAAUAUUUGUAAUGGGGGGAAGGAUGUGACCUACGUGUGAACUGUGCAUCUGUGAAUCAUUGGAUGAAUAUUAGUAUUACAAUGACAGCUGUUCAUUUUGCUCUCCUUUUCUGUUGGGUGGGAUUACUGCUUUGCAACCUUUUUUUUUGGUUUUUGAAAGGGCUCUAAGAACUGUUGUGUUUUAAGCACUUCUAUUUAAGUUAUUGUUUUACUUUUUUCUCUUCCCAUGGGUGUUUUUAGUAAGUGGACAUGUGGUCCAUUUUAACAUGUACCUACCUACCAUAACCCAGCAGAGUUAGCUCAAUAAAGGCUUUGUUUUAAAUACAGGCACCAGGAAGCCAUAAUCUUUUUCCCACAUUUAUCAUAUAGACAGUGGAUUUUGAACAGGUAACGCUACUGGAAGUAGUUAAGAAUAAAUAAUAAGGGAAAUUUGGGCAAGUGGUGGACAAAAAGUCAUUCAUCACCAAAAUAUGAGACUUAAAAGAGUCAGGGUCAUUGAACUCAUCUUGACUAAGCUAAUCCAGAUGGGUUGUAUGCUUUUCUCUUGCUGUGCUGUGAGGAUUAAUCGACUGCACAUACAUUGCCUUCACAACUGUUGGCCUGCAAUAUCACGGCAAACAGUAAUAAUUUACAGUUCUAUCACAAGGGCAUUCAACUUUUAAAAGAAAAGUUGCGUUCAAGUUGGUACUCAUAGCAACAGAUCCAUCCUAUCUUCUGUGUUGAGUGUUUUGAGUGUUACUAUUGCAGUUAGCAGCUUAGCUUGUUUAGGCAGCUGGCUGUGUCCCUUUUUACCUUUUAGCAUGAACCAUUUUCUCCACCUGUUUUCAAGAGUCGAUUUAAUGCUAACAACACAAAUAUGCUGGCUUUUAUCUGAGGUUCCUGAUUGAUUCCAUUUAAGGAGGUCUGGAAUGCAACACAAUUGCUAAAGCGAGGUCUUGGCGGAUUAACACUGAGCAACAUGUAAAAGCAAAAUAUUGUUUACCUGCAAGAACCAGUAAUUUUUCACAUCUUAAAAAAUAAAUUUACAUACUCCACCAAUAUUGUUGACCGCAGCUGGUGAUGGUUGUAAUAGAUUGCACAAAACCAAUGGCAUGCUUCAUGGAUAUACUUGCAAUGCUUUGCAAAGAGAUUGAUGUCAACCACAUAAUUUCCAUUUUCAACCUUUUCCAAAUUGUAGGUGGAUUUUCAGUGCAGCCUUGGGUGUUGAUAUGAGUGAAUGAGUAUUAACUAGACGUGGGCUAAUCAACAAGAGUCUACGAUAUGGGUCCAGUGUGGGAAGAGGUUGGCUAUAUCCUGAUCUUUUUGGUUUACAUCUAAAAUGGUUUUAUUUCAGACCCCUUUGUCCUUUUUAUAUAAAAUGUAUUGAUUUAUAAUAAAUAAAAACAGUGUUGAACUUUUGGCUGUUGACCAGUGA
Xyrichtys novacula (pearly razorfish) is the source of this 8719-nucleotide messenger RNA. NCBI's taxonomy places the organism in Eukaryota, Metazoa, Chordata, Actinopteri, Labriformes, Labridae. The record is from the annotation of a GenBank genome assembly.